CUUACCAAAACCAAAGGAAUUGUCUUAAUUUUCCUUGAAUCAUAUACUGGUUCCAGUUAAGUCAAAAUGAGAAUACCACAUACUAUCCCAAAGAAUGCAUAUGAGGUGUAUAAACCCUCCAGGACAACUUUGAAUCUUGUUGGCGAGGAUGCAAGACCCAUCAAAGCUGAAAAUAUCACUUGGGAUGAAGAUAUACCGCCAACUCUAGUUACAUUGUGUGUACAGAGCCUUGUACAUUCAUUCAAAGACAGGCCAGUACUAGAUUUACUGCCACCAGAAGAACUUGACCUGUUACUGGAAACAUUACCAACUGAUCUUCCUGUAAAACUUACUGUCCCACUGAUUAGAGAUGGAAUUUACUGGGAAAGAAGUGCUCGUAACCGUUGGAAAAGUAUGAAUGACGUACAUGACUAUGGAGGGUCAUGGAAGCGAUUGUAUAUAGAACGGCAUCUGCAAGAUGAAUUGGAGAUGAUGCCUGUGGAAAAUUUUGUUGGUCAGGAGGUUGCAGUGCUUGUUUCUCUGUGUUCCUCAUAUGUGCAUCGCCUACGUCUACGGCAGCUUAAGGUUGCCCGAUUGCCCCCAUUGAUGGAGGGGCCUGAUGAAUGUUCCACUGAACUUCCUCCCAUGAAUCAUAUAGAUCUUGCACUCAUCAUCAGAGGUCUUACAGAACUUGAGGAGCUGGACAUAGUUUUUGGGGAGCUGAAUUGUGGCAUGGAUUUUAAAUGGUCAUUUUUCAAGUUUGCUGUAUCUGAUUGCCAUAACAUUGGCUUAGGCAUGGAAAGCCUUCAGCACAUUACGAUUCUAAGGCUACAUCGUUGCACGUUGGAUGACAUCCGCCUUGCUGCUCUGCUACAACAUCUUGUCAACAAUAAAACACUAAUUGAAUUGGAUUUUUCACAUUGUUUGGUGGGUGAUGCAGGUGCAAUGGCUUUAGGAAAGUUGCUACAAUCUCAUCCGACACUGAAUAUUCUAAAUCUGUGUAACAAUAUGAUUGGGUCAAAGGGUGCAGAAGGUCUGGCAUAUGGCAUUUCUCAUGGUGGAAACUGUCCUCUGAAGUGCCUUAACCUGCGUCUUAAUUCAAUGAUAAAGGAUGAGGGAGUGGCAUUCCUCUGUGCAGCAUUGGCAUUGGUGGAAGAAGGACGGUUGGCGGAACUUAACUUAGCUGGAUGUACUAUUACUUCAGUUGGGGCCUUGAGUAUUGGGGAGAUGCUGGUCAAGAAUCAGAGUCUCCGAAUACUUGACCUCUCCAACAACCAACUUCAUGAGAAAGGAGGGAAAUAUCUUGAAGAUGGUCUGAAACAUAACCAGACACUCCUGCAGCUUGAUCUAAGAGUGACAGGUAUUUUAGAAGAAAAUAGUUUAAAUAUAAUGCUUGACCUACAAAAAAAUAAAGAACUACACAAGAAACAACAGAAAAAAUUACGAAAUGAAGAUUCUGACUCGGGGAGUGAAAGUGAAUAUGAGCAUGGUGUUAUGGAGUAUGAUUCAGAUCUGGAAAGUGAUGUGGAUGUUAGAGAAGAUGAAGAUAGCGCAGCUUCAGGCAGUGACCAUCAGGAUGUUAUUUUGCCCAAGUCUGGAAGAAGGUAUGUAAUCACACAGCCUAGAAUUCCUCGGAUGUCUGUUGCUAAUAUAGUAAGAGAGCAGGCAGGAGUAACUCCAGCUGGUGUUUGCCAUUCACCUGGAGAAGCGUUGAAGUUACUUCUUACGCCUGACAUCAUGGAUGUUAUAGUAAAACAUUCAAAUGAAGAGGCAGUUAGGCAAAAUGUUACUUUGACUAAUGAGAAAGAAUUAUAUGCUUUUAUAGGAAUCCUGAUACUUAUGGGGACAAAUAAGGACAAUUCUGCCAGUGUACACGAUCUUUGCUCAGACCUAAUGGGUCGGCCAGUUCACAAGGGUAUAACGGCAAGAGAACAUUUCAAGGAACUUAUUGCAAUCAUAAGGUUUGAUGACAAAAACCCAUCAACGGGUAUGCCUCCAGUAACUUUGUUGUCCUACAUAGUAAAAACGAAACCAAGUAAAAAUUUACUAAUGUUGCCAACAAAGCACCAAGAUAAAGGUACUGUUGGAGGAGAGAAGAAAAAAACUGAGAUAAAUGCAUGUUAUAAUUCCACUAAUGGUGGAAUUGAUACCAUUGAUCAAAUAGCGUGCAAAGACAUUCAAGCUAAAUGCAAUUUUAGGCUUGAGUACCAAGCCCAGAAAUAUUUUACUUCAGGACUAAGUGCAAAGAAGAGAAAAAAGAGAUAUUACGACAAAUUGCUAUUUCUUGUUUCACAUGCCAAAGGAACUGAAACUUUUUUAAACUACAAUACUCUGAGAAGUGAACCAUAA
Schistocerca nitens (vagrant locust) is the source of this 2328-nucleotide messenger RNA. Its product is annotated as dynein regulatory complex subunit 5. Gene Ontology annotation, molecular function: protein binding. Lineage: Eukaryota; Metazoa; Arthropoda; Insecta; Orthoptera; Acrididae. The coding region runs from base 67 to 2328 and encodes 753 amino acids. The record is from RefSeq and is a predicted model, not a curated record. The transcript has 11 exons.